This is a messenger RNA of Anolis sagrei ordinatus, 1593 nucleotides long. It is a transcript of the gene MED28, whose product is annotated as mediator complex subunit 28. Lineage: Eukaryota; Metazoa; Chordata; Lepidosauria; Squamata; Anolidae. Gene Ontology annotation, cellular component: mediator complex. The record is from RefSeq and is a predicted model, not a curated record.
CGCUUACGCAGUCGUGCGCCCGCUCUUCCCCGGUUGCCAUGGCGGCCGGCCUGAGCGGGAUGUUCGGCACCCAAGGCCCGGUCCCUCCACCACCGCCGCCGCCUCCUCCACCGCCCCCUCCCGUGGCUCCUGGCGGACCGGGCCCGGCCGGGCUCCUUCCCCCGAACCCCGCGGGGCCGAGGAACCCUAACAGCACCCUGGUGGACGAACUGGAGGCCUCCUUCGAGGCCUGCUUUGCCUCCCUCGUGAGUCAAGAUUAUGUGAACGGUACAGACCAGGAAGAAAUUAGAACUGGUGUUGACCAGUGUAUCCAGAAGUUUUUAGAUGUUGCACGGCAAACAGAAUGCUUUUUCCUACAAAAAAGAUUGCAGCUGUCUGUCCAGAAACCAGAGCAAGUAAUUAAAGAAGAUGUGUCAGAGUUGAGAAAUGAACUACAGAGGAAAGAAGCCCUAAUUCAGAAGCACUUGGGCAAACUGCGACAUUGGCAGCAAGUUCUGGAUGAUAUCAACAUACAGCAUAAAAAACCCGCUGAAAUGCCUCAAGGACCUCUAGCCUAUUUAGAACAAGCUUCGGCUAACAUUCCUGCGCCCCUUAAGCAAACGUGAGCAAGAAGUAUAAUGCAAAUGCUUGAUUAUACCCAGCAGAAUGGAUUGUUAAAAUACAAUUUACACAUUUAAGCUUUAUAUGAGUUUUUUAAAACUGAUGUGAAGGACUAUUAAAUAAGAAUGAAUUAUGCCUUUACAGGGAUCAGAGCAAUGAUCUCGGAUUUGAUACUCUCUCAGCCAAGGAAAGCUGAGAACAAGCAUUUUUUUCUCUCAGCGGAAUUACUUUCUGUUGAAAAUGCAACUAUCUCUGUAGUUCUGCAUAAGCAGUAUAUGUAUGUAUGUAUGUUAUAUAUGUAUUUAAAAAACCUUAUAGUUGGUUCAUUGUUUCCAAGAAAAUGUGGUUGAUUGAUGGAACACACUAUUAUCAGGGAUUUAUACAUACAAUUAAGUGCCUGUGUGCUCAAGGCAGGUUCUGGCUCUCUGAAUAUUAGGCCACUGUGCUUCUUGAUAGAUUACUUUUAAAAUUGAGUUUGGGAUCAGACAAAGAAGAGAAAGGGUCAAUGGUGCAAAGAAAAUAAAAUUCAGCAAGGACUUGUGCCAAAAAAGGCUUAUUUGAUUGCUCCCACUGUUUUAUUCCACUGUGGGUCCUCACAAUUUCUAACAGUGCUACUCCUUUUUAACAAAGAGCUCUAUAGAACAUGUUCUUAUCCCUAUUUUCUUUCAGCCCAAGGGGAAGAUCAGAGUAGCCAUGACUUGUUUUAAAAUACCAUCUCUUUAGAGAACCAUCUUUGUCUGGCAUCUCUGCUUCCGACAUAUUUUUCUUUUGUGUUUCAAGAAGUGUUCUUUUUUCUUGCCCCUGGUAACAUGUUGCUCUCUAUCUCUUGAAAAUAGCUUCAGCAUUGCAUUUGACAACUCUUGUUAUAUAAUGGGAGAAAAGAAAUGCUCAUCAAAAUAUAUACUGAAUUGUUGACAGAACUGUUUGCAAACUGAAAGUUGCUUUUUGAUUAUUUUGAAUCAACAAUUGGAUAAUAAAUCAUACAAAAACAAA